Molecule: messenger RNA, 4158 nt
Organism: Paramecium pentaurelia
Lineage: Eukaryota; Ciliophora; Oligohymenophorea; Peniculida; Parameciidae
Source: the annotation of a GenBank genome assembly
AUGAGUAAAAAGAACAAAUGUAGGAAGUUAAAGGUUGGUUUUGGAGAAGCAAAGGAUUUAGAUUUAUCUAAACUGUUUACAACAUUAUAUUAACUGAAGAAAACAAAAUUAAGUACAUAAAAGAUGGUGCGAUCUUAAGAAUGUAAUUUUUAUAUAUGUUAAAUCCUUAUUAGUGAAGAUAUAAAAGACUCUUCUCUUAAACAAUAAAUUUUUUAAAAUUUAGAAUAAAUUUAAAACCUCACAUGGAUUGGUGAUUAUGGGAAUUAUGGUUAAAAGAUUGGUAGAUGGUUACCUAAUUGGAACGGCGAGGCUAUUCUGGAUGUAGGUGGACAGUACAAUAAUGAUGGAAAAAAGGAAGGAAUAUGGAAAAAUAUAAAAAAUAAUUUUUGGAGGUAAGAUUUUAUUCAUUAUUUUAAAGCAAAGCUUAAGUCUAUGAAUCGGGUUAAUAUGUGAAUGGUUAAAAGAUAGGAAUCUAAAAAUUAAUCUCUUAAAAUUUAGAAAUGUAUAAAUUAAAAUUAUUAAAUAAAUAGAGGAGGAGGUGAAUAUAACGAAUAAGGUUAUAAGAAUGGAAAUUGGAUAGAGGUGAGCGAUGAAUACUUUAAAUAUUUUUAAGUUACUUAUUCUGGUGAAUAUAAAAAUAGUAAAAAAGUCAAUAGAUGGGAUAUUUGGUUAAAAGAAGUUGAUCUUUAUGGAAAUCCUAAAGAUAAUAUUAAGAUGUAGAAAUUUACAUAACCGUAGCGGCGGCGGAUCUUAUGAGGAAGGAGAAGAUGAAAAAAAGAUUGGAAAUUGGAUUGAUAUAUUUGAUAAUUGUAAUGUGAUUUCUUAAGUAACUUUUAAUGGUGAAUAUAAAAAUGGUUACAGAAUAGGUAGAUGGAAUAUUUGGUUUAAAGAAGUGGAUAGGGAAUUAAAUACUGAAUAGAAUAUUAAGAUGUAAAAAUUUAAUAAAAAGAGCCUAAUUUUUUAUAUUUAUCAGUGGUGGUGGAUUAUAUGAAGAUGGAUGUAAUGGAAAUAAAAUUGGAACAUGGAUAGAUAUUAGUGAAAGUUUUAGUUUGAUUUCUUAAGUGACAUAUAAUGGCGAAUAUAAAAAUAGUAAAAGAGUAGGCGGAUGGGAUAUUUGGUAUAAAGAGGUUACUCUGUGUGGAAAUGUUGGGGAAUCCUAAUUGAUGUAAAUUUUUUGUAGAGUAUUAGCGGUGGUGGAUCAUAUGAAGAAGGAUGUAACGGAAAUAAAAUUGGAAAAUGGAUAGAUAUUAGUGACAAUUUUAAUUNAAGUAAGUCUUAAUUUUAUUAUAGAAUCUCACAAAAAGAACAAAAAGUGUAAGUGUAUGAGUAAAAAGAACAAAUGUAGGAAGUUAAAGGUUGGUUUUGGAGAAGCAAAGGAUUUAGAUUUAUCUAAACUGUUUACAACAUUAUAUUAACUGAAGAAAACAAAAUUAAGUACAUAAAAGAUGGUGCGAUCUUAAGAAUGUAAUUUUUAUAUAUGUUAAAUCCUUAUUAGUGAAGAUAUAAAAGACUCUUCUCUUAAACAAUAAAUUUUUUAAAAUUUAGAAUAAAUUUAAAACCUCACAUGGAUUGGUGAUUAUGGGAAUUAUGGUUAAAAGAUUGGUAGAUGGUUACCUAAUUGGAACGGCGAGGCUAUUCUGGAUGUAGGUGGACAGUACAAUAAUGAUGGAAAAAAGGAAGGAAUAUGGAAAAAUAUAAAAAAUAAUUUUUGGAGGUAAGAUUUUAUUCAUUAUUUUAAAGCAAAGCUUAAGUCUAUGAAUCGGGUUAAUAUGUGAAUGGUUAAAAGAUAGGAAUCUAAAAAUUAAUCUCUUAAAAUUUAGAAAUGUAUAAAUUAAAAUUAUUAAAUAAAUAGAGGAGGAGGUGAAUAUAACGAAUAAGGUUAUAAGAAUGGAAAUUGGAUAGAGGUGAGCGAUGAAUACUUUAAAUAUUUUUAAGUUACUUAUUCUGGUGAAUAUAAAAAUAGUAAAAAAGUCAAUAGAUGGGAUAUUUGGUUAAAAGAAGUUGAUCUUUAUGGAAAUCCUAAAGAUAAUAUUAAGAUGUAGAAAUUUACAUAACCGUAGCGGCGGCGGAUCUUAUGAGGAAGGAGAAGAUGAAAAAAAGAUUGGAAAUUGGAUUGAUAUAUUUGAUAAUUGUAAUGUGAUUUCUUAAGUAACUUUUAAUGGUGAAUAUAAAAAUGGUUACAGAAUAGGUAGAUGGAAUAUUUGGUUUAAAGAAGUGGAUAGGGAAUUAAAUACUGAAUAGAAUAUUAAGAUGUAAAAAUUUAAUAAAAAGAGCCUAAUUUUUUAUAUUUAUCAGUGGUGGUGGAUUAUAUGAAGAUGGAUGUAAUGGAAAUAAAAUUGGAACAUGGAUAGAUAUUAGUGAAAGUUUUAGUUUGAUUUCUUAAGUGACAUAUAAUGGCGAAUAUAAAAAUAGUAAAAGAGUAGGCGGAUGGGAUAUUUGGUAUAAAGAGGUUACUCUGUGUGGAAAUGUUGGGGAAUCCUAAUUGAUGUAAAUUUUUUGUAGAGUAUUAGCGGUGGUGGAUCAUAUGAAGAAGGAUGUAACGGAAAUAAAAUUGGAAAAUGGAUAGAUAUUAGUGACAAUUUUAAUUUGAUUUCUUAAGUGACAUAUAGUGGUGAAUAUAAAUAUGGGAAAAAAAUAGGGAGAUGGGAUAUAUGGUUAAAAGCUGUUGAUGGUUAUCUAAAUGCUAAAAAGAAUUUUAAGAUGUAAGAAAUAUUUUUUGAAGUCUAUAAUUUGUAAAUGUAUUAGUGGCGGCGGAUUAUACGACAAAGAAGGUGAUGGUAUGAAGAUUGGAAAAUGGAUUGAAUUGGAUGAUGGAUUUGAUAAUGAUAAAUAAAUAACUUAUCAUGGUGAAUAUAAAAAUGGGAAAAAAGUUGGUGUAUGGGAUAUUUUUCAUAGAAGACAUCAGAAUUAUCCAUUUUCCUAAAUGUAAAAUAUAUUAUAUAAGAUGUUAAAUCAUAAAUCCCUUAGUGGUGGUGGAUUAUAUAAUAAAGGUGAGGAUGGUAUUAAGAUUGGAAAAUGGAUUGAAUUGGAUGAUGGAUUUGAUAAUGAUAAAUAAGUAACUUAUCAUGGUGAAUAUAAAAAUGGGGAAAAAAUUGGCAGAUGGGAUACUUUUUAUAGAAAAUACAAGAGCGAUCCAUUCUUAUAUAUGUAAAAUAUAUUUUAUCAAAAAUCUAUUAGAGGUGGUGGAUUAUAUAAAGGUACAUGCAUUAAGAUUGGAAUGUGGAUUGAAUUGGAUAACGAAUUUAAGGUUUCAAAAUUAGUUACUUAUCAUGGUGAAUAUGAAAAUGGAAAAAAAAUUGGUGUAUGGGAUACUUUUCAUAAAAGAAGUGAGAAUGAUCCAUUUUUAUAAAUGUACAAAAGCAUAAAUACAAUAUUUAUUAGUGGAGGAGGAUUAUAUGAUAAAGGAGGUGAUUGUAUUAAGAUUGGAAAAUGGAUUGAAUUGGAUGAGGGAUUCGAUAAUGAUAAAUAAGUAACUUAUCAUGGAGAAUAUAAAAAUUGUAAAAAAAUUGAUAGAUGGGAAACUUUUGUUUAGGGUCAAUUAAUGUAUUUAAAUAUUUUAAAUUAUAUUUAGAAGUAGUUCAAAUUAUGAUCUGAGUGGCACUGAAAUUUAUAAAAGUCAAGGGUAUUUCUAUAAUAUCUUAAUUUUAGGGACAUACUAAAUCUUGGUGUAUUUGUUAACUGUAAAAAAGUUGGGAAAUGGGAUAUUUUAUUUUAGAAUGAUAAUGUAUACUUUGAAUGGAUGUAAAAAACCUUAUAUAAAGAGUUUAAUAAUGUAAAUUUAUCAGUGGGGGUGGAUCUUAUGACGAAGAAGGUGGUGAAAUUAAGAUAGGGAAGUGGAUCGAACUAUAGGAAGGGUUUUCUAAGGAUUCUUAAAUAUUAUAUUAAGGUGAAUAUUAAAAUGGUAAAAAACUUGGUCGAUGGGAUAUUAUGUAUAGGCAUAACACCAGCAAUCCAUUUUCAUAAAUGUAAAAAAUAUUAUAGAAAGUGCAUAAUUAAAAUUUUAAUGGGUUAGUGGUGGUGGAUCAUAUGAAUUAGAAUAAAAUGCAAUUAAGAUUGGGAAGUGGAUUGAUUUGGAUGAGGAAUUUGAUUAUUGGAAUUAGGUAAUUUAUAUAGGGGAAUAUAAUAAUGGUAUCAAAGUUGGUACAUGGAUAGAAAUGA